Molecule: messenger RNA, 1279 nt
Organism: Haliotis rufescens (red abalone)
Lineage: Eukaryota; Metazoa; Mollusca; Gastropoda; Lepetellida; Haliotidae
Exons: 9
Coding region: 70-1218 (382 amino acids)
Cellular component (GO): membrane
Molecular function (GO): calcium ion binding
Source: RefSeq, a predicted model, not a curated record
GCGUGGCCCUGACGAGGCGACAUACCUGUGUCGGGGGGUAAGGCGACAACCCCACGAACGCUACAGGUAAUGUCUCUCACCUGCAUUAGUUCUGCUUCAUGUCGAUACAAGGCUGCAAAUAUGGCAUCCAUCUUCCUGCUAGCCGUUCUUUUACAGAUUGGGUCUGUUCACAGUCAAGUAGAUGGAGGCAUCAUGGAGAUCCACUACCCAGACAUAGUGCUGGAGACAGAGGGGGAUGGUAACAUCACGUUUGGGGCGGGUUCUGCUGGCAGCGUUUACCUCAGGCCUGGGAUAGGGGGGACUGUGUUGUAUCACGGCUUUGAUCUCCUGUACUUCAUCAAGAUCAUGAAGAGUUUCCCGCCAGUUUGGGGCACUCCGUCAGCUGUUGGUUUUUUCGGCAAAUACAACGGCGGGGAUUACGUCAACGUGACGCUGAACGCCCAGGACCCUGAAGGGGAACAAUUGCUUUACACAAUCGUGGCCGGUGACCUUCCCACUGGUAUUGACCUUGACCCAACAGAAGGUGUCAUCCGGGGCAUCGCCCCCGACGAAAACGCAUUUUACGUUGUCACCAUACGGGCAUCUGACAAUCAACACAAGCAUGCUGACGCUGUCUUCCGGUUUGAAACUAAAGAUACCGACAGAUGCAAGCUCCUUACACCGUGUCAGAACGGCGGAGAUUGUGAGGACAGGAAUGGCUUCUACAAGUGCAUUUGUGUCGGGGUCUUUGGAGGCACAAACUGCGAGAGAACAUGUAAUGAAACAUCAUUCGGGGUCGACGCCCAUCACAAGGUGAUCCCAGACGCACAGAUGUCUGCGUACCGGAGUCAUAACACCAGCUUGGCCUCUGAUGGACGUCUGAACGGGAAGGGGUGGUGUGGGAUGGAUCAACGCUCCUGGCUGCAGGUGGAUCUGGGUAAACCGAGGCUCGUGCACCGCGUGUUGAUGGAGGGGAUCACCACCAACCUCUACACCGGCCUCUAUGAACUUCAGCACAGCGAGGACGGCCAAAGCUUCAACAACUACACCACGACUCCGUCAGCGAACUCAACAGCCACACCCGUCGUCCUGAAAAUGGAAGGUAACAGUACAAUCACCGAUGCACUGUUACCGUCAGUGCUGACCACCCGCUAUGUGCGCUUCCUGCCUCUCAGCUACGGCACCGGGUUCUAUCCUUGCAUGAGGGUCGACCUCUUCGGCUGCGACAUCUUCAACUAACCAUCACAAAUACUAUGUAAUUCUGCACAGAGCUACAUAUUAAAGGUCGCCGUAUACUCAA